AUGGACUUUGUGAAGCUUGCCAAACAGGGCAGUGCACUAUCUCGAGAAUAUAAGUCCCUCAUAAGGGAAAAGGAGGAAAAUGCCAUGCGGGAGCGCCUCGCCGCUGUCACGAUACAGAAGUGCUACAGAGGCUAUUUGACCAGGCGGACUUACCUUGUUUAUAAGCACUUUCUGAAACGCACGAAGAACGCCAUAGAUAUUUUGGCGUGCAAGUUUUUGCUCAGAAAAUUGAAGCAGCAAAGGCUGGAGCAGCAAGCCGUAUUGUACCUGUCGGACAAUGCCACCAAGAUACAGAAGGUCUUCAGGGGGUACUACUCCAGGAAAUACAUUCACGACUUCUUUAGGCGGAAGAGGGAAAUACUCGAAAUGGAUGCACACGUAAAGGCGCAGAAGGGAAUUAUGCUUCAGGGGAUUGAGGAAAAGAGGAAAAAACAGUUGAUACACGACAACAAAGUGAAGGACACGAAAAUACAUAACGCUGCGAAAAAUCUGCACCACCUGGUGUCAACCAAGGCACAGAGGGGGGUCUAUAAUUACAGGAUCGAAAAUAUCAUACGGGAGCAGCAAGAAAAAAUCAAAAACAGCAGCGAAAAAAAGAAAAAAAUAAAUCUACUAAACAAAAAGAAGUAG
Molecule: messenger RNA, 630 nt
Organism: Plasmodium coatneyi
Lineage: Eukaryota; Apicomplexa; Aconoidasida; Haemosporida; Plasmodiidae
Product: Calmodulin binding protein
Exons: 7
Coding region: 1-630 (209 amino acids)
Biological process (GO): mitotic cell cycle; spindle organization; establishment of meiotic spindle localization
Cellular component (GO): spindle pole
Molecular function (GO): protein binding
Source: RefSeq, a predicted model, not a curated record